Molecule: messenger RNA, 828 nt
Organism: Guyanagaster necrorhizus
Lineage: Eukaryota; Fungi; Basidiomycota; Agaricomycetes; Agaricales; Physalacriaceae
Exons: 4
Coding region: 1-828 (275 amino acids)
Biological process (GO): fungal-type cell wall polysaccharide metabolic process
Cellular component (GO): fungal-type cell wall
Source: RefSeq, a predicted model, not a curated record
AUGUUCCUCCUCGCUCUUUGGCUCGUCAUCAUCGCCCCAAGUCUGUCGGUUGCAAAAGACAGCAAACGAGGAUUGACUUUCCCCUCUACAAACAACCCGCAGGAUGUUCUAAACAUUAAUCAGACGAAAGGUGUUGUAUCGUGGAUAUACGACUGGGCUCUUACACCGCCAACCUACCUCAUCAAUACCAGCCUCGAAUAUAUCCCUAUGCAGUGGGGCUCAGGCAAUAUCGAGAAUCUAGCAGCGGCCGUUAAAAGUCAAAAUGCCACGACGUUGUUGACGUUCAAUGAGCCGGACUACAGCGCACAAUCGAACCUAGAUGCUACAUAUGCCGCAGAGCUAUGGCAGCAAUAUAUCGAUCCGCUGAAAGAUGAGGGCGUUCGUCUCGGAGGUCCUGCCAUCACCAGUUCCAGUACAGGAAUGCCAUGGCUAAGGGAAUUCAUGAGUGCAUGCGGAAACUGCACCAUUGAUUUUCUGACUGUUCAUUGGUAUGGUGAAGGCACCGCAGGAUUUUAUGAUUAUCUUUGGUCUCUUCAUGGUGACUACCCAAAUUACAAAGUGUGGGUGACCGAAUAUGCAGAUACCGAGGGGAACGCCACCGAUGUUCUCCAGUUUAUGAACCAAACUACCACGUAUAUGGAAAGUCUCGAUUGGAUUGAACGAUAUGCAUGGUUUGGUUACUUUGUAGGUCAGAUUUUGCUUCUUUAUUGCCUCUACUCAUACUCUAUCAGAGACCUGAGAACGGCACAUAUUAUAGUGGGUCCUUCAAUCCUCAGCAUUAUUAUAUUGCUAUAUGUAAUUGACCGCCAUCGUAGACCUUUUGAAUGA